Closterium sp. NIES-65 is the source of this 522-nucleotide messenger RNA. The record is from the annotation of a GenBank genome assembly. Lineage: Eukaryota; Viridiplantae; Streptophyta; Zygnematophyceae; Desmidiales; Closteriaceae.
AUGAUCACAAGCAUGAGUAGUCUGCAUUCGGAACAGUCAUCAAACAAGCGGAAAAUGGACAUCAAGAAGGCCCAGAUUGAGCGGUGGAUUGACAGGGCCAAUAUUCCUCUUAUAGCUGGCACAUUCGAACCUGACUUCCAGAUAUUGGCAGGAAUACUCAGGAAAAGGUGCGAUGCCGUGAGGAGGCCGUGGGACGUGCGCGAGACGGACGACGCCUUCCACAUCCGCCUCGACAUGCCAGGUCUGUCCAAGGAGGAGGUGUCGGUGAAGCUGGAGAAUGGCGAUCUGGUGAUUCGCGGAGAGCACAAGGUGGAGACCGCGGAGGAGACCGGCGGGGAGGAGGAAGAGGGGCUUCGGGAUGCGCGCGUCGCCAAGUCCUACCAGGUAACUCUGGCCCUUCCGGACAACGUGCUGACGAAUCAGAUCAAGGCGGAGAUGAAGAACGGCGUGCUCACUGUCACCAUGGCCAAGGUUGCCCCGCCAGAGGCUGGACCUGCUGCUGUUGAGAUUCCAGUUGCGUGA